AAGUAAUCUAAACACUCUUCAGUGAUCGUGGUAAACUCAACUUUCAGCUGAUCUGAAGAAACCUUUAAUGAUGGUCUCCCACUCUGCGAUCCGAUUCGAAUUUUGAAUAUAGCUACGCCCCCUGAUGAACGAUCUCUUGGAUUUCAUCGAUGCAAAACGGGAUUUUGCGACUUGAAUCUUGAGUCAAGAUGGUUGAUGUACUUCUUUGCUCGACGUACGAGGACCAAAAACGCGACUUUGUGUUUGAUUUUAAAGACAGUGGGAAAUUACAGAGACUCACUGUGCCGAUACCAAUACCACUGAAGGUUGAUGCGAGAGAAUUUGUUCAAAGGCUGAUAACUUUUCACAAUUUACCGUGCUAUCUUGAACCAGAAUUGACUAAAACUUUAGAUGAAUUCAACAAGUCAUCAUGCAGGGAGCUACAGGAUAAAAUGGGUGGUGCAGCUCUUGAACAAAUGAGGCAAUCUUCACAGUGUGCUGCUGAUUAUAUCUCUUCUUGGUCUGACACUUUUACUCAAGAACAUGCAAAUUACAGCUCUGCCACUGACAAGAGUGAAGAGUCUGUGUUUUCUGAGAUGUACCAUUCAUUGAUUCAUUCAGCGGCACUUGAGACAUUGCUGCAACUGGAGAAUACUUAUGCCAUAGCAAUGGAUGAUGUUGUCUCGAAGAAGGCAAAUGCAAUAAAAACAAUGGAAGAGAAGCACCAGAGAGAAAUGGAAGAUUCCAUUAACAAUCUUGGCAUUGUCACUUCAGACAAAGAUGUCAAUGAUUUGGCAGCCAGGCACUGUGAGGAUGCACAAAUGCUGGAGACAUACUGGUCCAGUGAGCUCUCACAACUCCAGGAGAUGCAAAAGAGAGAGUACAGAGAGUGGGUCACUAAGGUACAUGAGGAUAUGGUCAGAGUCAGUUCAGAUCCAUCAUCAGUGGAAGACUCUUUCUCCAUAGGAAAGAAUCACAGCAUGUCUGUUCAGAGCAUGCCAGAAGCUAAUGAGUUUUCUACCUCUGAGCAUGAUUUCAGGCUUGAAGAGAGUUUUACCAUCCUUUUGGGAGCCCAAAAGAAGUCAACACACAAUCUGCGAUUGAUCUGUGGCCAUGUGCUGGACUUGUGCAAACAUAAGACCAGACCAGGAGGAUCAGUGCUAUCACAGCCCCACAGAAUCCAGACAGCUCUGUCGUUGUACUCUGGAACACUGGCAGGAGUAAUUUUGCUGGUAGAAGACCGCCUUAAUACAUACUCAGGAAUUUUGAAACAUUUUGCCAUGAUUUGUCAGCAGUCCGGGACAGAAUUUCAUUUUCCAGACCUGGACAAACAGCUGUGCCUCAUUCAGCAAAUGUUUGAGAAGAGAGAUCGUAGCAAGUCAAAUGCUAGUGAACAUCAACAACUUCCUUCAGCUGAUGCUGCUCUACGCCCACUAACACUAAACACAGGAGAUAUCUACAUCACUCGGCAUUCAAACUUGUCUGAGGUACAUGUUGUGUUCCAUCUCGUUGUGGACGACAGUGUGAAGUCACCAACAAUUAGCACAAGAAAUCCUGUUAUAGUUGGCUUAAGGAACGCUCUGCACACAGCUGUUAGACACAGCAUAACCACCAUAACUAUACCACUACUGUUAUUCCAUGAAAUGACAGAGGAGAUGACAGUGUCUUGGUGCAUGAAGAGAGCAGAGUUGAUGUUUAAAUGUGUAAAAGGUUUUAUUAUGGAAUGCAGCACGUGGAGCGGAGCAGAGUCUUUGAAUUUACAGUUUUUGGUGCCUAAGGGUAUAUCUGAGGAAAUGUUCACAUCAUUUAGCCAAAUGCUGUCUAGUAUCUUCCGUGUAUCCACGCCUUUGGAUCUCACAUCCACCGCCAACAGAUGACGUCAUUUCUACCUAUCCCGUGAUGCUAUUCGACGGCCGUCGUCGUCAUGUCGAGUUAUGCGACCUUCCCAUAUUGCUCUUCACUAGCCAGAAAAUGGUAGAACACUGAAGAACGUGUUACGUCUUGAGUCCAUAGAAGGAUUUCUUUAAAGAAAAACUUCAAAUUAUUCUCGCAGUGGUCGCAAGAAGAUUUGAAGAAAUUUGAUUUUGUAUUGUAGCACUGUACUUACUGAGUGUCAAAUUUAAUCUGGCUUUGCACUGUUUUUCUUGAAUGCACGCUCUGUUCUUUGUUUACAAAACAUGUGCCGUUCUCUCAAACAAUCAGAUGGAAAGCAUAAACAAAUUACUACCUGAUCA
Pocillopora verrucosa is the source of this 2213-nucleotide messenger RNA. Its product is annotated as FERRY endosomal RAB5 effector complex subunit 3-like. Gene Ontology annotation, cellular component: cytoplasm. Lineage: Eukaryota; Metazoa; Cnidaria; Anthozoa; Scleractinia; Pocilloporidae. The record is from RefSeq and is a predicted model, not a curated record.